Molecule: messenger RNA, 1961 nt
Organism: Melospiza melodia melodia
Lineage: Eukaryota; Metazoa; Chordata; Aves; Passeriformes; Passerellidae
Gene: SPIC
Product: Spi-C transcription factor
Exons: 6
Coding region: 91-837 (248 amino acids)
Biological process (GO): regulation of transcription by RNA polymerase II; cell differentiation
Cellular component (GO): nucleus
Molecular function (GO): sequence-specific DNA binding; DNA-binding transcription factor activity, RNA polymerase II-specific
Source: RefSeq, a predicted model, not a curated record
CUCAGUCUUUCUUUCAUUUCCAAAACCAGACAGAUUCUUGUUUUGUGUGUGGAACUGAAUUUCUAGGAUUCAAGUCUUGAUAUCUAAAUAAUGAGCCUUCCUGACCACGACGUGCUGGGCCAGGCCUUUGAGGAUGCUCUAGAAGUGCUGCAGCAGCACUCUGACAGAGAAAUGCAGUGUCCACCAGGUUAUAAAAACUGCCUGGCUGUGAUCAACCAUCACCACCACCUCCAAGCAAGCCCCAGUUACUGUGCAGCACCAUCUGUGGAGGAGCAAGGGUACAGCUGGAGAAACGUGAUUAGCAGUGCAGCGGAUUUUUAUGCAGAUGAGACUGUCUACCAUACACUGCAGAAUACUCCAGAAAGUCAAGUGAUGCAUGCUGCUGCUGGCCAGCCAAAAGCAGGGAAAGGUAGAAAAAAGCUUCGACUAUUUGAAUACCUCCACGAGUCCCUCUAUGAUCCAGCUAUGGCAAACUGCAUCCAGUGGGUGGAUAAGCCAAAUGGUGUCUUCCAGUUUGUCUCCAAAAACAAGGAGAAACUUGCAGAACUGUGGGGAGAAAGAAAGGGAAACCGCAAGAUCAUGACUUACCAGAAAAUGGCCAGAGCACUGAGGAAUUAUGGAAGAACAGGUGAAAUCAUUAAGAUCCGUAGGAAGCUGACAUACCAGUUCAGUGCUGUUGUUCUAAAGAGACUUGCUCCAGCUUAUUUCUUGGGAAAAGAAACAAUUUAUCAUCCCUACAUUCAGCCUAAUCAAGAAUAUCAGUGUGCAGAUGACUGGACCAGUUACAAUAAUUACAUGUACAACAAUGGUUAUGCAUUACAGCACACUAACAGCUAGACUUGCCUGUCACAUGAACAUGCCUUUGUUAUCCUGCAAUGCUUUCCAGCACAGAAACUCUUCCCUGUACAUAGCUUUUCCUUUAAGAUAUCAUACAAACACAUGAAGAGGAAAGGUUAAAAAAUUAUAUUGGCCUAGUGUUUUUUUUCUUUUGAAGUUAGGGAUAUACAGUCAUUGCCUCUUGAAGAAAUCCAGCAGCUAUAGAACACAUUCUAUUCUCCAUGAUGCUAGUCAAAGGAAUUACUGCAGUUUCAAGCUGAUAUAUUCAAGAAUAGGAUCAAGGCUAUUGUCUGUUAGUGGACAUUGAAGAUCCCAUUGUGACAACACUCACUGUAAGUUUUAUGCAUAUCUGCAAUCAGAAUUUAGGGGAUGUUGUACCACGGUUGCUGCAUCCCUAAGCUAGAAAGGGAAAGCGAUUUGCCAACUGCAGGAAGCUGCUGUCUGCUUUUUUCACCAUUGUUCUUUAUAAAAGGACAUUUUCUGAGUGAAUGCCAGGCUGGCUGAUAGAGUCCACACGAGGGUGCACCUGUUGACCAAGUUGUUAAUCCUUAAUCACUUAAAUUAACAUAUCUUAGCACAGAUCCUGACAUGUGGUAUUAGGAUUGCCAGGUGCACAUUUUACUGUUGGCAGUGGAUUCAUUGGGACCAUAAAAGAGUUAAUAAAGGAUUUGUGCUUUUGAUUUAUUUUUAUUAAGUUUUGUAGGGUUCUUCCUCCGCUAAUAUGAGGAGCUCCAUUUUUAUCCAGCAGUUCUGUACUGACCUAAAAAACAUAGCUUUGCCAUUUAUUUUAGGUGUUACCACUUUAUAAAUAAAAUUUUGCUUCUCCAGCUCUUUUUCUAAAUGGGAAUGCAGCUGAAAGGCUCAGUAAUUUUACACUUUCUUCCUGGGGAAGAAGAACUAAAUUUAGGCAAAAAGAGAACAGUGGACCCUUAUGUCAGGAUAAUACCUAUAAAUCUACUUUUUCCUCACACUUCUGUUACCUGAUCAGCUUGUAUCUUCACAGGAGUUGUCUUUUGCGCUGCAAUAUUUCCAUUCAAUUGUGUGCAGCUCCAACCUCUGCAUUUUGCAGUGUGCAGGCCUGGAUAUUAAUAAAGACAAAAAUAAUUUCUGUGGAGAGCUAUAAA